UGCAUCACCACAAAAAUCUCAACCAUAUUACUUGCAUCAACUUCACCACUAUUGUUCAUCCACCACCACUACUGUUACCAACUAAAACUAUUCAUUUCCAGAUUAAGUUUUUGUUCUGGGAAUGGCUUCUAAUACAUUAAUGAGCUGCGGCAUCUCCGCCGUUUGCCGGCCGUCGCUUUUCUCGUCUUCUAAGUCGAGAUUCGCAACCGCCGUCCCGCUUUCCGGUGUUGCCACCAAUGCUUCCCGGAUUUCCAUGACCGCUGACUGGAUGCCCGGUCAACCACGACCACCCUACCUAGACGGAUCUGCCCCCGGGGAUUUCGGGUUUGACCCACUCCGUCUUGGUGAGGUCCCAGAGAACCUCGAGAGGUUCAAAGAGUCUGAGCUCAUUCACUGCAGAUGGGCUAUGCUUGCAGUUCCAGGGAUUUUGUUACCAGAAGCCUUAGGGUUGGGCAACUGGGUAAAAGCACAAGAAUGGGCUGCUGUACCCGGAGGACAAGCUACAUACCUCGGGAACCCUGUUCCUUGGGGUACCCUACCCACCAUUUUGGCCAUAGAGUUCGUCUCAAUCGCCUUCGUAGAGCACCAAAGGAGCAUGGAGAAAGACCCUGAAAAGAAGAAGUACCCUGGUGGCGCUUUUGACCCCUUGGGCUACUCAAAGGACCCAAAGAAGUUUGAAGAGUACAAGGUCAAAGAAAUAAAAAAUGGACGCUUAGCGUUGUUGGCAUUUGUGGGAUUUUGCGUGCAACAAUCGGCUUACCCUGGUACCGGACCCUUGGAGAACUUGGCAACUCACUUGGCUGACCCAUGGCACAACAACAUUGGAGAUAUCGUUAUUCCUAAAGGAGUUUUCCCAAACUAAAAUACGCUACCAAUCUCCGAAUUCAUAUGUAAAAUACAUGUAACUUUUCGUCUUGUUAUGAAAUGAACUUAUAUUAGUGUUGAACUGUUUUUGUGAAUUUAAAAGUUCGUUUCGAAUUUCCGUUA
This is a messenger RNA of Helianthus annuus (common sunflower), 987 nucleotides long. RefSeq names its product chlorophyll a-b binding protein 6A, chloroplastic. The transcript is spliced from 4 exons. Gene Ontology annotation, cellular component: membrane. Bases 122 to 862 code for a protein of 246 amino acids. The record is from RefSeq and is a predicted model, not a curated record. Gene Ontology annotation, biological process: photosynthesis, light harvesting in photosystem I; response to light stimulus. NCBI's taxonomy places the organism in Eukaryota, Viridiplantae, Streptophyta, Magnoliopsida, Asterales, Asteraceae.